CGCAUGCGCACUGCAGUUCUAAACAUGUUUACUUCCUGUUUUCGGCGCGCUGACAAUGAAUCUCGAUCUGCUUGAGACAUUUGGCCAGAAUUAUCCGGAGGACUUUGAUGGUGCUCUGGACUGUGUGAGCAUUGCUGUGACAUGCUCCUUCAACAGACAAGGAACACUGUUGGCAGUGGGAUGUAAUGAUGGCAGGAUCGUUAUUUGGGAUUUCCUGACUCGUGGCAUUGCCAAGGUCAUCAAUGCUCAUGUCCAUCCAGUCUGCUCCAUUAGCUACAACAGGAAUGGCCGGAAGUUGUUGAGUGCUGCCACAGACAACACAGUCAGUGUGUGGAACGUGCUGACGGGAGAGUGUGACAGGGUCUUCCGGUUCCCAUCCCCAGUCCUCAAAGUACAGUUCCACCCCAGAAACAGUGAUCAGUUCCUAGUCUGUCCCCUCAAGCAUGCAGCCGUGUUGAUGACCGUUGAGGGCUCACAUGAACUCAUCCCUCUGGACGAAGACUCUGACUUGAACAUCGUUGCAUCGUUUGACAGGAGAGGCAAAUUCAUCUACACAGGCAAUGCCAAGGGGAGGAUUCUGGUGUUCACAGCUGGUAAGCUUGAGCUGCAGGCUUCAUUCCGAGUGACAACAGGGACACUCAACACCACUGCCAUUAAGUCCAUCGAGUUUGCCAGGAGAGGAGAAUGCUUCCUGGUGAACUCUGCUGACCGAAUUAUCCGUGUGUAUGAGAGCGGGGAGGUGUUGGCGUGUGGGAAGGAUGGAGAGCCGGAGCCCAUACAGAAACUUCAGGACUUGGUCAAUAAGACACUGUGGAAAAAGUGUUGUUUUUCCGGGGACGGGGAGUAUAUUGUUGCCGGCUCGGCCCGACAACACUCCCUCUACAUCUGGGAGAAGGGCGUUGGCAACCUCGUCAAGAUUCUUCACGGCACCAAGGGGGAACUGCUGCUGGAUGUUGUGUGGCAUCCGGUGAGGCCGAUCAUAGCCUCGAUAUCCAGCGGCCUAGUCUCCAUCUGGGCACAGAACCAAGUGGAAAAUUGGAGUGCUUUUGCUCCUGAUUUCAAAGAGCUUGACGAGAAUGUGGAGUAUGAGGAACACGAGUCGGAGUUUGACAUUGAUGAUGAAGACAAGGAGAAGGAAGAGGCAAAAGGGCCUGAUGCGGAGGACACAGAGGUGGACGUGACAACCGUGGAAGCCAUACAAGCCUUUGUCAGCAGUGACGAAGAUGAUGAGGACUACACAGCGCUGCUGUAUCUGCCGGUGUCGCCAGAGAUCGAUGAGCCUGAGGAGGGGUGGCAGGCUUUGGCUGAAGCUUCUCACUUACAAGGGUUUCUAUGUCAGAGGAAGUCAGACCAAGGCGCAGUCACCCAGGCAGAAGACCCCCCAGUAGUCCAGGAAAAGAAGAGGAACCUACCUCAGCCUGAGACCACGCCCCCUGCCAAGAAAAAGAAGACAAAACCAGUAGAAAUUGACCUGCCUGAUGCACCGUUUGAUGAAAUUCAUCCACUGCUGAAUGUAAAGAAACCUCAAGAAAAAUCUCAACAGCGGAAACAGUCACGACCGGCCAAACCACGAACUUCCAAACCCGAGAAAUCGCGACACAGGGCAAAAGACGAGAGCUACAGUUUGAAGGAAAAUGUAUGAGGAAAGUCAUGGCAGUAUUGGAACAAAACCAGAUCCUCAGGAUGAUCACCAUGGCAACAGUUAUGGAGGACAGAAUGUUUCAAGAUGAACUGUGUCAGCUCUAAGCUGGAUGUAUUGUACAGCCAAGAUGUCUUGGAAUGAAAACCACUUGAAUGAACCACUAGUACCAACCAUUUGGAUCAAAUACCAGGAUCACCCACUUAGUUGCGUCAGUGAUUCUGUGUAUAUAUAAGAUACUUGGAUACAGUGGAACCAGCAGUGGUUGGUCACAAGUUCAUGUUAGUGUUGUGGCUGACUUUGCCAGAUCCAGGGCAUGAGAAACGGCUUAUGUUGUACAUACUGAAGCAGCUGGGGUAGCCCAGUGGUUGAAGUGUUUGGUCGUCAUGCCUAUGACCCGGGUUCGAUUCCCAACAUGGCAACAAUGUGUAAAGUGCAGUGAUAUUGCUAAAAGCGGCAUAAAACCCAACUCCUCACACACUCGCUGAAGCUGCUAAUGUUACAAGGAACUGGUGCUAGAGCUUAUUAUGAAUCUGGUGAAUUAACUGGGAAAUCUCAGAAAGUGUGAGAUGUUGUGUGUCUGAGGUACGAUUGGAGUGAUGUCUUGUAUCUUGGCUGAUUGGGAAUUGUAGUUCCCUUUGCACAGGUACUCAUAAUGUCAACCACUGGUUUGCUUGGUCCAGGCUUCAUUAUCUACAGACUGCAUUGAAAUAGCAGUAAUAUUGCUGACUGUGGCAUUAUGCAACAUUCGAUCGCUCACUUGGAUGGUUGGGGUGCUGCAAUUUGUUGUACAGAGUUGUGUCCCUUGGUCAUGCCAGGAACCUGUGAUUGAAUUUGAAUCCAUGUUUGCCCUGAUUUUGCUUCAGUUUUGUUUUUUCAGUUCAAUACGUGUGCUCAUGGGGUUUCAAGUUCAAUACCUGUGCCCAUGGGUUUUCAAGUUCAAUAUCUGUGCUCAUGGGUUUUCAGUUCAAUACCUGUGCUCAUGGGUUUCAGUUCAAUACCUGUGCCCAUGGGUUUUCAGUUCAAUACCUGUGCUCAUGGGUUUCAGUUCAAUACCUGUGCCCUUAGUUUUCAAGUUCAAUACCUGUGCCCAUGGGUUUUCAGUUCAGUACCUGUGCUCAUGGGUUUCAGUUCAGUACCUAUGCCCAUAGUUUUCAGUUCAGUACCUGUGCUCAUGGGUUUUCAGUUCAAUACCUGUGCCCAUAGUUUUCAGUUCAGUACCUGUGCUCAUGGGUUUUCAGUUCAGUGCCUGUGCUCAUGGGUUUCAGUUCAAUACCUGUGCCCAUAGUUUUCAAGUUCAAUACCUGUGCCCAUGGGUUUUCAGUUCAAUACCUGUGCCCAUAGUUUUUAGUUCAGUACCUGUGCUCAUGGGUUUUCAGUUCAAUUCCUGUGCCCAUAGUUUUCAGUUCAGUACCUGUGCUCAUGGG
This is a messenger RNA of Haliotis rubra (blacklip abalone), 3066 nucleotides long. Its product is annotated as retinoblastoma-binding protein 5 homolog. The record is from RefSeq and is a predicted model, not a curated record. Gene Ontology annotation, cellular component: Set1C/COMPASS complex. Gene Ontology annotation, molecular function: protein binding. NCBI's taxonomy places the organism in Eukaryota, Metazoa, Mollusca, Gastropoda, Lepetellida, Haliotidae. Bases 56 to 1642 code for a protein of 528 amino acids. The transcript has 17 exons.